Molecule: messenger RNA, 2563 nt
Organism: Paramisgurnus dabryanus
Lineage: Eukaryota; Metazoa; Chordata; Actinopteri; Cypriniformes; Cobitidae
Gene: tekt3
Product: tektin 3
Biological process (GO): cilium assembly; cilium movement involved in cell motility
Cellular component (GO): sperm flagellum; microtubule cytoskeleton; nucleus
Source: RefSeq, a predicted model, not a curated record
UAAUGUCACAAUGAAUAAAUGGAUUAUACAGUGUUAAUGUAUGCUACAUAUUAUAAUAACUUGCUCUAUUUUUAUAUGGCAUCUGUUCAACAUUCCCUCAGCUAUAUAUUUAGAUAUUAAGGCCAGAUUUUUUCCUGUCUGAGAAAGCCACACACAUGCAGUCCAGAUAUGUACUUAUGAACUACAGAUGAUAGCCAUAGUACACAUUCCAAAGAAAACUCUUAUUUUCUCUUCAAAGAGGUGGCCAAUUUGAUUGACACAUGGAGCUAAUUGGAUCCACCCAGACGGCCACUUACGCUCGGCCCAAAACCAGCCACUUCCUGCCCGCCAUUUCCACUACAGCAUCCAGUUAUAGAAGCCACCAACCAGCCCUGACCUUCAACCAGAACUCAAACAUGCCCUGGAAGACUAAUUCAUACUUUAGGACCGGCAGUGCCAUUCCCACUGUAUCAGCCCUCCAAAGAGAAAACCUAGACCUGGUGCGGGCCAAAACCAUGUUUUACCCAUCCAACAGAACGGCUCUCAGCGCACGGUACAUGCCUGAUGAUUGGUACAAAUCCAACCAGAGUAACUACAGGGAGUCAGAAUCAUCCCGGAACAGCGCGGAAAGGCUGCGGAGGGACACUGUACGCUUGAUCCAGGAUAAAGACCAGCAGACCCGCAGAAGUCAGGAGACCACCAGCAAAAAUAUUGGAGAAAGACUUAAUGACAUCAGCUUCUGGAGGUCCGAGCUCAACCAUGAGAUCGACAAUAUGGUGACAGAGAUAACAGCGCUGACCGAUGUUAAAAGGAGAUUGGAACGAGCUCUCGCCGAGACAGAGAGCCCCCUGCAGGUGGCUCAGGAAUGUUUGUUUCACAGGGAGAAACGGAUGUCCAUUGACCUGGUUCAUGAUGGUGUGGAAAUAGAUUUAAUUAAAGAGGUGGAGGUUAUUAAGUCAUGUCAGGAGAGAAUGAGACGACAUUUAGAGAGAGCCAUUGCACAGUUAGCAUCAAACCGUGCAGCCCAACAUGAGCUGGAGAGAGAUUUGAGUGAUAAAGUCACGGCACAGAGAAUUGAUGACAGGUGUCAUUAUCUCAGAAACACUUCUGAUGGAAUCAGUUACUACAGAGGAAUCGAUCGCCUGGACCCAUCUGUAAGUCUUCCAGACACCUGGUCAAAGUUCACUGAUGACAACGUCCUUCAUUCUCAGAGUGAACGAGCAGCAUCGCACAAACUUCGUGAUGAGAUUGAGAUUCUGCUUAAUACCACAUCAAACGAAAUGUGGAACCAGUUUAACACAGUAAAUGUGUCCUUUACCAACCGCAUCUCUGAGACAGCAGACGCCAAGAACAAUUUGCAGACACACCUGGCCAGGACUCUUCAGGAAAUCUUCCAGACUGAAAUGCUAAUCGAAGCUCUGAAAAAGGCGAUGAGAGACAAAGAGAACCCACUUAAAGUGGCCCAGACACGUCUGGAAGAAAGAUCUCGCAGACCCAAUGUCGAACUGUGCAGGGACAACCCUCAUCACAGGUUGAUAUCUGAAGUGAGGGAGAUUGAAGACACCAUUCAGAAGUUAAGAGAAAGAUUGAUGGAGGCGGAAAACACUCUUCAGAACCUGGUGAAGACAAAGGUCAACCUGGAGCAUGACCUGUCGGUGAAGGCCAAUUCUCUAUUCCUGGAUCAAGAGAAGUGCAUGAGUAUGCGGAAGUGCUUUCCAAGCACCCCUCGCUUGGUCGGAUAUACCUAGAUCUUUAAGGACCUCAUCUUGAAUUUGCUUAAUCGUGUCAAGUUUGGCUUCCCAAAUGUAAACCUUUAAGAUAAACCAGCUUUAGUGUUUCCUGACACUUUGAAAACUAAAGUUGCUACAAAAGGUUCUUCACAGCAAUGUCAUAGAAGAACCAUUUUUGGUUCCCAAAAGAACCUUUCAGUCAAAGUUUCUUUAAAGAACCACCUUUUUUCUUACAUUUUAUAGUCUUAAGAGCUGUUUUUCACUACAAAGAACUCUCUAUGAGACAUGAAGGUUCUUCGGCUGUUAAAGGUUCUUUGUGGAACCCUUAAGCCAACAAUUGUUUAUCUAUGACGCUGUGUAGCACCUGUAUUUGCAACAUAAUCUCACAAAGUUUCAUGAUAUAGUCUUGGAAUAUUUUGCUCAUUUAUCCGUGUCAUUGUCAUGGAUCUCACAUUUUUCCUUGUCCGUACAACACAGACUUCUUUUCCGUGUUAGUUUCACGUAUUGGUUACUCAAUUGUUUUUCCUACUUUUAAACCAUUUUCCCAUGGGUUUGGGGAAAAGUAAGUCCGUGUAACAGACACUGUGUCAAUGACACGGAUAAAUGAGCAAAAUAUUCCGGGACUAUAACACAGAAAUUUGUGAGAUCAUGUUGGUAUUUUUAAGAGUACAUCUAAGUAGAAUAGGACCUUUUAUCCCCUCAUUAUUGUUUUUAGUGACAUCUGUUUGUAAGAAGCAGCACACAGUAAUGAUUGUGAUUCUGUUUUUACCUCACCUAGAAUUAAAAAAUUAGGUUAUGUACAUGUAAAUGAUAAUGUGAUAAUGUAUUAAUUCAUCUAUAAAAUGAUGUGGAAC